Nelumbo nucifera (sacred lotus) is the source of this 318-nucleotide messenger RNA. The record is from RefSeq and is a predicted model, not a curated record. NCBI's taxonomy places the organism in Eukaryota, Viridiplantae, Streptophyta, Magnoliopsida, Proteales, Nelumbonaceae.
AUGGCAGCAGCAACAACAAUAAAUGGAAUUCCAUCUAAAUCAUCACAAGCUGUUUUUCUUUUUCUUGGUCUUCUCUUCAUGAUUCUUCUCCUGCUGGUUCGUCCUGCAGACCAGUUGAGAAUGUCCAUGGCCACAUCUUUUUCUACUGAAAAGCUAUCUUUGGAGUUGUCCUGGAGUACUCCUCAGUCCACUGUCAAGGCACAUCCUCAACAGACAGAGAAAACCCACACUUACUCAUCAUCUACUUCUACUGGUAGAAAAUUUGAAGCAAGCGCCCAUGAAGUCCCCAGUGGCCCAAAUCCAAUCUCCAACAGAUAG